Molecule: messenger RNA, 2143 nt
Organism: Saccostrea cuccullata (small rock oyster)
Lineage: Eukaryota; Metazoa; Mollusca; Bivalvia; Ostreida; Ostreidae
Exons: 5
Coding region: 9-1817 (602 amino acids)
Source: RefSeq, a predicted model, not a curated record
UUUUGGAAAUGGGAUUUGCCGAGGCAUUCUACCUCUAUGGAAAUUUUCAAGCUGGAUUUGGUUUAGUGGUAGUUAUUUGGACUAUUGGAUUAACAAAAGGUGAAUCUUUGGUGUAUAUUCCAGUAAUUCAGGGACUGAUGAAUACGACAUUUCUCUCGCCUGUUCCGAGUCAGAAUGAUACAUUCUGUUUAAUAACAACACCAGUGAUGUCCGAGAACAGGAACUCUAUUGUUUCGAAUUCUUCAGUGUUAUCAAGUGAACUUGUCCAGCAUAACUUAUUAACAACUUUAAAUGGGUCAUCAGGAGGAGGUGUUUGGAAAGACAAUUUCGAACAGUUGUAUCUUGUUCAGAAGAUGGGCGACAUUACACCUUUGUAUGGAAUUGCAGGUGGUGUGUAUAGUUACCUUGUUCCAACCAAAGUCUUCAACGAAACCAGAAUAUGCCUAUACUCAGGAAUUAGUUCUGUGACUUUUGAAAUGUAUGUAAUAAAUUCUACACUUGACCCUGCGGGAUUUAUAUUCAAUGAAAAAAAGGAGCUACAAUCAUUCAGCACACAAUGUUUUGUUCACAACAGUACAGAAUCCGAUGUUAUUUUAGUAAACAGCUCAAAAGCUUUUGGUGUACUGAUAGUGGAAUCGAAAACUCUACCAAGGUGUUGCCUCGACAGAGCGUUAGAGGCAAUCCCAAAUACAUCAUUGACAGGGACAGAGUUUGUCUUGGUCACUGAAGAUCCCUCGGAAAUUAUAAUUAUGGGGAUAGAAAGUUCGGAUAUCAAUGUCAAAACAACGGAAGAAGAAUUUAAUUUCACCGUUUUAUCUCACACCGUAAAGAAAUUAAAUGUGAGUGGAAACCUCUCUUUGCAAUUAACAUCGUCAAAACCUUUACAAGUUAUGUGCCUCACAUACAUGCAUAACAAUGAGAAUUCAUCUUUUCUGAAUCUCUUCACGUUGUUCCCUGUGGUACCUACUUUUUGCAAUUGGCUGGAAAUUUCUUCCAGCUGUUUUGACAAACCUUGUUUGAUUGUUCUGGCAAAGAAAGCUAGCAUUUAUCCCUCAAUAUUGAUUAACGGUUCGUUUGUAGUAGCUAAAAACUACUCAUUUGGUAAUUACAAUGUCCAGGAGAUAACAAAUCUAAAGAAAGGACAGUAUUUUUUACAAAUCCCAGACAGUUCAGGGUUGGCAGUUUUUGUAAUAAAGAGAGAUCUAGGGAGAUUAUAUCAAGUACAGCCCCUGGACAAGGACAAGUGCUCUGCCAUUCAUAGUUCUUUAUCGAUACAUUCAUCUACAGCAAUCCAUCUAGAGAACGAAAAUGAAAAUACGACAGACAGUACUGUAACUACUGAUUCUCAAAUUAAUACAACAUUAAUACAUUUUACUUCCAACCAUUCAGUAACUUCCAGUAGCUCUUCUGAUGAAAAUUCUACAUCAUCGAUAAAAACCUUGAUACUGAAUACAACUACCGAAAAAAGUGCCUUUGUAAAUGUUACUUCAACUUUAGUAAAUGCAACGAACAUCACAUUUUUGACUACUGAUUCCUCCAAAUAUGGAAGACGUAAAACAGAAAUAGAGAUUGGUGGGUUAGCUUUUCAGUCUCAAACAAAUCAAAAUGUGUCUAAAGAAGUAGCCCCAAACUAUAACAUAUAUCUUCAAGAUGUGGAAGAGGACGACAAUAGCCAAGAAUACAUGUUAGCAGUGAUUCUAUCCCUUUGUGUCGCCAUCUUUGCUGUCAUUGCAGUGAUAUCGUCUUUCUUGCUAAUGGAGUUUAUAUCGAGACAAAAACAAAUAAGAAACACUAAAAUUCGACCAUUCGUAUCGUAACUGAAAUGGCAAGAGGAUAAUUACGUUGUGCAUGCGAUGACGUAGAUAUGUUAACUCUACAAGAAUAACUGUGAUAUACGUUCAAAGAGAAUGGUUGGCGUUUCGAUUUUAACCAGUUAUCUGCCAAAGAUUUUCUUCAUGCUUAAAAGAAAUCAAUUUCUCUUUUGAACUCUCUCUUUACUUACUCAUCAGAGAACAUGUCGUACUUGUCCUUUAUCAUGUUUAUAAUUAGUGUUGCUGUUGUAUUUGUUAAGCUGAAAGCUUUCGAUCGAUAGGGCUAAUUUUAAUCCUUUUAUGUACUUUGUACGUAUCUAUAUAUAUAGAAA